Drosophila eugracilis is the source of this 3718-nucleotide messenger RNA. It is a transcript of the gene PKD, whose product is annotated as serine/threonine-protein kinase D3. Gene Ontology annotation, molecular function: ATP binding; protein serine/threonine kinase activity. The record is from RefSeq and is a predicted model, not a curated record. NCBI's taxonomy places the organism in Eukaryota, Metazoa, Arthropoda, Insecta, Diptera, Drosophilidae. Gene Ontology annotation, biological process: protein phosphorylation. Bases 671 to 3178 code for a protein of 835 amino acids. The transcript is spliced from 8 exons.
UUGGCAGUCAGUUGGCCAAGUCAGUUGCUCUUUUGGCUUAACAAACUCAGAACGUGCCGCGGCGACGAUGGCAGUGACAUCAAAUUGCAGCGCAUAGAAUAAUAGACAACAACAACAGUAAAAACUGAAAAACAAAAAAAAAAGGCUAAGGCAAGAGCAAAAGCUAGAAUUCGGCUUAGUCACCAUGUCCGAGUGGCAUCCAUCGUAUGCAAGGCAGUGAAGAAAAGGUUCUCAAAAAAAAAAAUUUAGUUUCCAUGACCCAAAGGCGGUGUUGUGCGUUGGCAAAUCUGGUUCGUAUCUCUCCUGGACAUAUAGAGCUGUGACCAAGUGGAACCCUUGAACCGCAAACCGACUCUGAACCACAGCCAAAACAGAACAUCGAAAGCAGCAAUAAGGUUAGCUUGGUGGCAGGACCUCAGCAUUGAGCUUAACGUUCGUCCUUGGCAUUUGGCAAUAACAACUCAGGAGGGUGGUGGAAAACCUCGAGAAAUCAGUGCAGGCGAAGCGGAAAAGCAAGAAUUUUAUUGGAUCUGAGGAGAGGACAGGAGAAAAGGAAGGUGGGUGACCACCGCACUGAACCACUGCAAUCCUGGCCCAACGAAACCACAGCACCUCCAACGGCAGCAGCGCAGCCAGCGUCGGCAGCGGCGUCGGCAGCGUUCCCGUUAUAAUGGAGGGUCCUGAAGUCACAUUCCUUUUCCAAUUCGGAAGCGUCCGCGAUGCAGUCUGCGUGCCCGCCAACGCCCUGACCCUCAAAACGCUCAAGGAUCUGGCCUGUGAUUUCAUCAACACAAAGAUACCGGACAGCGGACUCACGUAUCUCUCGGAACGCAUUCUCCUCUUCGUCCACGAUUACAGCACUCCGAAUGUGCUGCACAUCAUCAACUCGGCAGCGGAGGUGGUCGACGAGACCCUUGUGGAAAUCGUGCUGACAGCCAGCCCCAUACUGUAUCCGACCUCCGAGAUGCCGACCCUCAAACCGCACAGCCUGAAUGUGCAUUCCUACAAGGGACCGACCUUCUGUGAUUUCUGCGGCGAGAUGCUGUUUGGUCUGGUGCGCCAGGGCCUCAAGUGCGAUGGAUGCGGUCAGAACUAUCACAAGCGUUGCGUGGUGAAAAUCCCGAACAACUGCAACCGCUCGAAUGACGCCACUUCCAGGCGUUCCUUCACCCUCCACGCGCCCCGCAGUCCAUCCGGCAGCUCCCAGCAGUCACUUGUCUCUACGGAGGAGUCAACCGGUCGGAAUGACUCAAGCAGCUCACUGAAUAUACCCGGUCGCCAUCAGCGGACUCAUUCAUCGGGCAGCCGGAACGGACUGACCGUGCUACGCAUUCCGCACACUUUCAUGGUGCACACAUACGGAAUACCCACGGUAUGCCAGCUGUGCAAGAAGCUGCUCAAAGGCCUCUUCAAGCAGGGACUCCAAUGCCGCGACUGUCAGUACAACACGCACAAGAAGUGCAUGGACAAGGUGCCACACGACUGCACGGGCGAAGCACAACUUAGCCAGCUCCAGAUUCAGGCAGGUGCCAAGGAGCGGGACAACUUCUUCCGAGAGGAGUUCGAUGACAGUGACUGCGACGAGGGCUCCGACUAUGGAAAGUACAAGACGGCCAUGUCGGGAGGUGUAAAUCUGGUGGCAGGACGACCACGGGAAGCACCAAAAGCCCUGACCAAUGCACACAAUUCACCGCCCGAAUUGGUCAACGGAGGUCUGGGAGAUGAUUCCAGUGGUGGUGGUGAGACCAGCAAGUCUAGUAGUGAUGGCCAAUCGGAACAAUCUCAGUCGUCAACCUCCUCCUCGCCCAGUGCCAAUAUCCCGCUGAUGAGGAUCGUUCAAUCCGUCAAGCACACCAAGAAACGUGGAGGACAGGCCCUCAAGGAGAGUUGGCUGGUGCACUACACCUCAUUGGACAAGGCCGUAAAAAGAUAUUACUGGCGAUUGGACUCCAAGACCAUUACACUGUUCGUCUCGGAACAGGGUAGUAAAUACCACAAGGAGCUGCCGCUGGCGGAGCUUCUGUCAAUUGAGAGUCAUCAAGGUGAUCCCCGCCCGGAGUCCAACUACUGCUUCGAGCUGCGCCUUCCCAAUCUCACUUAUUUUGUCGGACAGGAUCCGCAAGUGGGCGCCAAGGAAGAGCAGGCCGUUAGAUUACCUCCACCGGAUAGUGGAAUAGGCAGCGAUAUCGCCAAGAGCUGGGAGACCAGCAUCCGACAGGCCUUCAUGCAUGUCAAUAAUACGCAAUGCUGCGAGUCAGAGGAGCAGGUGCAGGACAUGGGUCAGUUAUAUCAGAUCUUUCCGGACGAAGUGCUUGGCUCCGGACAAUUCGGUGUGGUCUACGGAGGAGUACACAAAAAAACCCAACGCGAAGUGGCCAUCAAGGUAAUCGACAAGCUGCGAUUUCCUACCAAACAGGAAGCACAGCUAAAGAACGAGGUGGCCAUUCUGCAGAACAUCAAUCACUGCGGCGUUGUUAAUCUGGAGAGGAUGUUUGAGACCCCCGAAAGGAUUUUCGUCGUAAUGGAGAAGCUCAAAGGCGAUAUGCUGGAGAUGAUCCUGUCACAUGCAAGGGGCCGGCUAAGUGAGCGGGUGACCAAGUUUCUGAUCACCCAGAUCCUGAUCGCCCUCAAGUACCUGCACUCGCAAAAUAUUGUCCACUGCGAUCUAAAGCCCGAAAAUGUUCUGCUCUCCUCGGACGCCGAAUUUCCGCAAGUGAAGCUCUGCGACUUUGGCUACGCUCGAAUUAUUGGCGAGAAGUCAUUCCGACGAUCUGUGGUCGGCACUCCAGCCUAUCUUGCCCCGGAGGUACUCCGGAACAAGGGUUACAAUAGAUCGCUUGAUAUGUGGAGCGUGGGCGUCAUCAUAUACGUAAGCUUAAGCGGAACAUUUCCCUUCAACGAGGAGGAGGACAUCAACGACCAGAUUCAGAAUGCCGCUUUCAUGUAUCCACCCAAUCCAUGGAAGGAGAUCUCCUCUAAUGCCAUUGAUCUAAUCAACAACCUGCUCCAGGUGAAGCAGCGCAAGCGGUACACAGUAGACAAGAGUCUCCUGCAUUACUGGUUGCAAGACAAACAGACUUAUCGCGAUCUCCGGAAUCUGGAGACGCAGGUGGGCGGCGGACGGUACUUGACACACGAGUCGGAUGACCUACGAUGGGACUGUGCGGGCGACAUGUGACCUGGCUGUGAACCCGAUGCGAUCCUCGAGAGCACCACCGAGAUAAUGAGCUGCACCACCACCGAGAGCUAUCGUCCAUCUCCGGCGAAUUGCGCCGGAUGCCAUAGGCUAUCGGAUUGCGGUAACUCACCCAAAUCGGAGGCGAUGAGCGAUAAGGCCCUGAAAUGGAUGCGGUUCCAUCUCUGCCGGCACAUCAAAUAGCAGUACAACCAUAUUGCGUAGCCCAUAAGUUUAUCCUAUCUCCUCUAACUCGCUUUUCGAUAACCGCUAAACAAAUGAAUUCUUCUAACUUACAACUCUGUGUGCUAAAUUUUUCUCUAGAAUCAAAAUUAGUCGAUAGCUUUAAUUCGUUAACCACCUAAAGGCAACUCUUAUGAAUAACUCUACACAAAUACUUAAUAUAACAUACAAAACUAAAACCCAGAAGAAACUGUGAAGCUCAGAUCCAGUUGAGAACCAAUUGUCAUAGGGUAUACAGAAAACACCAACCAAACGAAUGGCAGAGAAAAUAUAGCUGAAUAAACAACGCUUGACAAUUAA